This is a messenger RNA of Venustampulla echinocandica, 2736 nucleotides long. RefSeq lists its product as uncharacterized. The transcript is spliced from 5 exons. NCBI's taxonomy places the organism in Eukaryota, Fungi, Ascomycota, Leotiomycetes, Helotiales, Pleuroascaceae. The record is from RefSeq and is a predicted model, not a curated record. Gene Ontology annotation, molecular function: serine-type endopeptidase activity. Gene Ontology annotation, biological process: proteolysis. The coding region runs from base 1 to 2736 and encodes 911 amino acids.
AUGCCCGAAAAGAAAAAGCGAGCUGCAGCCGAGCCAGAUUGGGCAUCCGACAGCAAUCCCCGAGACGUCUUCCUUAUCCCUCAGGACCCGGAGAAUAAUAACGACCAGGCCAGGAUUAGGCAGCUCCUUAAAAAUCGUGAUACCGCCCUCGCAGCGUGUAAUAUCCCCCGCGGAUUCCAGGAGAUCCGGGCAACCGGCCUGGGCUUCACGGCCUUUUACUACGUCAGUGGUCUGGGAGAACAAGCGAAGCGAUUCUUUGCAUCCAAGGCUGUCGGUGAGGUCGUGAUAGCCUAUGAAAUCGGGCAAAGGUCAACUACGAAGCGGGAUGCCAGCGACAAAACGCCAGAUAAUGGCUUCUCCCUCUAUCACAGGAAAAGGGAGGAUGAGGAAUGGUCUGAGUCCGGGUCUGAAAAAGACGGCAACAACAAUAUCAGAUCCCCUUCCGAUGAAACCGCCGCAGUCUUCAACGGCACAGAUGCCCACCUGGACCGGCUUCUCAAAAGGGAUAUCGCAGCUGACUCAGAUACGAAUUGGCAUCUUUCCCAGAUUUCCACGCCAAGAGGGAUUAAUUUCAACGACGAAGACUCUCUGACUAAGCACUCACCAAACAUAGCGGAUCCAAGUCAAGGCAAGUUCUUCUGGUCGUUUGAAGAUAGCCUUGGUAGAGGCCAGACGAUAUACAUAGUAGAAGCCGGCUGGAUGAGCGCCAGUAGCGAAUACGCACACGUGAACCCUAGAGCGCUCCCAUUCCAAACGUGGGGCCCCGCGUUCGCACCCAGCACGGCGAACGACGAGCACGGGUACUUGGUCGCGAACUAUGCCGUUGGCAAAACGGUUGGCGUCGCGAAAAAUGCCAAUUUGGUCCAUGUACCCGUAAAGGUGAAGACAACCCCAGUUGUGGGUACGGAGUCGAUGAUUGCUGCUUUUGUAUCAAUCGCCAAUGACCUGGUUGGAAAAGCCAGAGAUACAGCCGUGGUCAACAUAUCUGCGGGAAUCAAUCGAAGUAAUCAAUACGAUCCUCUUAUAUUGGAACUUAUGACUUUGCUUAUGCGGAAGAUGGAAGCCGAUCUCGGGGUUGCGUUCGUUGCAGCCGCUGGAAACGCUCCUACAGUAGUGGACACCAUUCCACAGCUGCUCUCGGGCGAUAUGGCCGGCAUGUUAGUGGUCGGGGCCACGAAACCAGAUGGACAUGCGUGGGAGGACAGCUCGUUCGGCAGUAUUGUCGAUGCGUGGGCCCCUGGUUACCUGCUGCCACUUCCACAGGCAAACUUCCUCACCACAGAUCCAUUCAAGAAAGAUGGUACUGCAGUGGGAACAUCAUUCGCUGCCCCUCAGGUGGCCGGUCUUAUUGCUUACCUGCGAGGGUUUUCGAACUACCCAGGGGACAAGUCGCCUGCCGCUAUUAAGAAUGUUAUCGUUCAUAUAGAGCGACGUCUCAGCUACAGCCCCGAGGGAGAGAACUCGGACAGGCCAGCCCAGAUGAUUUACAACGGCCAGCUACGCCCGGGCUCCAACUGUGGCGAACCGGGUGCGAAGCGGAAUCUAUUCGGCCGGCAGGCCUGCCCACUGCCGGGCGGUGGUGGUGGUGGUGGUGGUGGUCCCGGAACCGGCCCGUCGCGGUUUGGCCCACCGGUCGUGUACAGACCUGGUCCGGCCGGUCCACUGUGUACCGAAAUUUGUGGAAAGCUGUGUUCCGGCUACUACUGUAGCCCAACCCCCACCGGCACGCCUCCUGACUUCCUGCCUCCCGGCACGGAACCCACGCCCACCGCACCUCCUGGACAGGUUUGUCUCUCCUCAACUACAACAACGGUAUGCAACGGCGGCCCACGUGGCGACGUCUGCCACGAAACCAUGGCUUGUGCUAGUUUUGGCACUGGGCCUCCUAUAACCACGCCCACGACCACGUCCACUUCGUCUGGUCUGCCCGGACUGCCUGAUCUGCCUGACCUGCCUCCGGAAGAAGAACCACCAUAUAGCGGCGACGGCUGCGCCUCGUAUAGCACUACGGUCCGAUGCAACGGGAGCGGCGGCGGCCAGGCAGCUUGCCUGACCCAGGCACUCUGCGUGCCGACGCAGCCGUGUGUGCCGACCUUCGCCGCUUCGGGCACGCCAGUAUGUACCGAUUCAGAAUACCCGUUGUGUAUCCGUACCGUGGUGAGAACCCGAUGCGCGCGUGUGAUUGCUACCCCGUUGCUGGCGCGCGAUGCCCUGCCCACUGCCACUCCAACAAUCACCUCAGGUUUCCUCGCCAUCCGCUCACCUUCGCCUUUGUCUUCACCUUCGCUCGAGGCCAAGCCAGACCCAGACUCAGACUCGGACUCAGACUCGAAAGUAAUAGAGGAAGAAGAAGAAGAAAACGAAAAGAGGAACGAUAAAGAAAAGAACCAAACCCUUUCGCAGCCGUGCGAGUUCCAGAGCCCGAACCCAUCUGGCCCCGCCGCGCUGUUCCCCCGCCAGGAAGCCUGCGGCAGCGCGAACGGCGGGUGCGACUACCUCCUGUUCUGCGACCUGUGUGCCAAGCAAGAAUUCGUUCCCUGUCUAGACAGCCAUAUCUCCGCAUACACAGGCCCCUUUGAAGGAACAGAUGUGGUAGCGACUGUGAAAGAGGACGGCGUUGAGGUGUGCAAUGCUCAAAUCCACUGCGGGAUCUGGGACAACGAUUGCAACGGCAUCGCGGACUAUGAUUGCGGCGACAGCUACCGUAUCACUUGGAGGUGGGAUCAAGAUGUAUAG